Molecule: messenger RNA, 348 nt
Organism: Rangifer tarandus platyrhynchus (Svalbard reindeer)
Lineage: Eukaryota; Metazoa; Chordata; Mammalia; Artiodactyla; Cervidae
Source: the annotation of a GenBank genome assembly
AUGGUAAGAACAGAAUUGCUGCAACCUUCAGCCCAAGAUCUUUAUGAAGUGCCAGGAAGAGCAAGGCAUCCAGACACCCUGAAGAUCUAUAGGCAGAAGAGUCUGCCAGUCUUACUUUCCUUUCCUCUGGGGGUGGGCGGGGGUUUACUGACCACAGUAAGGCUAUUUGCUGGAAAAAUGGAUUUUUUUAAAAUAUUAAUUAAUUUGGCUGCACUGGGGCUUAGUUGUGGCAUGUGGCAUCUAGUUUCCCAACCAGGGAUCGAACUUGGGCCCUCUGCAUUGAAAGCAUGGAGUUUCAGCCACUGGACCACCGGGGAAGUCCCUGCUGAAAUGUUUAAACCAUGGUAA